UUAUGCGUCAAGCUGGCGUUACACCUACCCUGAAAACAGCGUUCCCACUGGUAUCCUACAUCUCAAAGGACAUUGAGACUGUUGACCGAGCAUUUUUCACCCUCCAGGAUCUUCAAAAGGAACACAAGACUGUGGACUUGGUUGCUGUCAGCGCAGUUAUUAAGGCAUGCAUCCGUCUCAAUGAUUUGGAACGAGCUGUCUCGACCCUCCAAGAUAUGUCUCAAUUCAAACUGAAGCCCGACAGCGACACGUACGACAUGUUGCUGGCCGCUUGCGCAGCAGACAGCAAUAAGAAUUUGAGCUUGUAUAUAGCGAAGGACAUGGCCUCCAACAAUGUCGCACCUACGGCUGCCACUUUCACGCAUAUCAUCGGUACUUCUCUCUGGGCCGGUUCGGAUUACGAAGAGGCUUUCGUAUACUUGGAGGAGAUGAAAGCUGCAGGUUUCAAACCUUCUCAAGAGAUAUACACCGAAUUGAUCAGAAAGUGCGUUAUUUAUAACGACGGUCGAGCGACAGUUGCGUUGGAAGAGAUGCAGGCAUUUGGUUACGAAACUGAUUUUGUCUCGAAAAUUAUAUCCGAAGGCCAAAGGAAGAGUCGGCGUGCUGACGAGGAAGAACGCAACACGCAAUCUGGCCGUAAAGGAAAUAUUCUUGAUGCACUCGAUCUACUUCAAUAAAGAAUGCAUUCAUGCAUGCAUGGACGGCGUUUCUCGUGUUAGGAUAUAUUCAGGUAUAAAUAAAAAAUCGCUCACUCCGCCGAAGUGGUGUCUGGAUA
Molecule: messenger RNA, 775 nt
Organism: Saitoella complicata NRRL Y-17804
Lineage: Eukaryota; Fungi; Ascomycota; Saitoellomycetes; Saitoellales; Saitoellaceae
Exons: 1
Molecular function (GO): protein binding
Source: RefSeq, a predicted model, not a curated record